UUGUUUACAUACAUAUGUGAUUAAAAAGCUGCGACUGUGUCUUAUUUGAUUCGCUACUCUCCAAUGGCUUUGUCAAUUUUCAAGGACUUGCCAGCCGAGCACCCACGUCACUUAAUACCAGCACUAUGUGCGCAAUUCUACCAUCUUGGCUGGGUCACCGGCACUGGCGGCGGCAUGAGCAUUAAAUACAACAAUGAAAUUUAUAUCGCACCAUCGGGUGUACAGAAGGAGCGCAUGCAGCCAGAGGAUUUGUUCGUGCAGGACAUAGAUGGCAAGGACUUGCAAUUGCCGCCAGAGAUCAAGGGCCUAAAGAAGAGCCAAUGCACGCCUCUCUUUAUGCUGGCGUACAGGCAUCGUAAUGCCGCCGCCGUCAUUCACACACAUUCCCAGCACGCGGUCAUGGCUACGCUGCUCUGGCCAGGCAAGACGUUUCGUUGCACACAUUUGGAAAUGAUUAAGGGCGUCUACGAUGACGCUGAUAAGCGAUAUCUUCGUUAUGACGAACAGCUGGUCGUGCCCAUCAUCGAGAAUACUCCUCACGAACGAGACUUGGCCGACAGCAUGUAUGCUGCCAUGAUGGAAUAUCCCGGAUGUAGUGCCGUACUUGUGCGCCGUCACGGCGUCUACGUAUGGGGUCAGACUUGGGAAAAGGCCAAGACUAUGUCGGAGUGCUAUGACUAUCUAUUCUCCAUUGCUGUACAGAUGAAAACGGCCGGACUUGAUCCGGAGAAGUUUGAGAUCGCAUAGUAUACCUACUAAAAAGCUUUAAUCAAA
Drosophila navojoa is the source of this 774-nucleotide messenger RNA. RefSeq names its product putative methylthioribulose-1-phosphate dehydratase. The record is from RefSeq and is a predicted model, not a curated record. Gene Ontology annotation, molecular function: metal ion binding; methylthioribulose 1-phosphate dehydratase activity. Gene Ontology annotation, cellular component: cytoplasm. NCBI's taxonomy places the organism in Eukaryota, Metazoa, Arthropoda, Insecta, Diptera, Drosophilidae.